AUGUGUGGCUCGUGCGGGAAGGCAAUUUCCGCUCUUGCCACACAAUAUACUAUUACGAUGCAUAUUAUUUAUGUUAUAGGAGCCGUUACUAUGACUAACAGAAAUGCACAAGAAACCCGCUCUUCGUUGACAGAUUACAUUUUCGUUUACUUAAAUAAGUCCAGAAAUGUUCAACUGACAAUAUCGACUUACGUACACCACUACAACAAACACCCGUGUAAUAAUUAAUAAAAGGCAAGUCGUAUCGACGGAGCGGGUCGUCCACCGAAAACCCGCGUACUCGCGCUCUACCACCCCACCGAUCCACGCCGUUUUUGAAUAACAUAAUAGGUAUAAUAGUUGCCAUCGUCCGCGGUCGUCGUGUGUGACAUACCGACAACGGCUGCGUCAACGUCAUAAAAUAAUACAAAAUAACAAUCAGCUGGUACCUACCUUAUAAUUAUCUCACCUCCAUGGCGGGACAUCGGUAUCGCGUUCCGGAUGCCAAAACAGCCCACAUCGCAUUCAUUAACACACCGCUUUUAAUAGUAUUAUAAUAUCAUAUUGUUUCCGUCCAACCGUUCCAGUUUUCCCGUUACGGGAGGCGCUCAGUCCAUAUGGACCUACCGAAUUUGACGACAUUACAGACCGUGGAGCUUACCGAGUUUCGAGCAAACCGCGUCCGGACUUUGAACGAUGAAGACCUCCACCGCCGUUGCGUUCGCGUUCUGCUGCGGUUCACUGUUGCAGUUGAUGCAAGUCUGCUGCUCUAUGCGUCCGGUCGGCAUUUACCAGGGCUUACACGAUGCGAUGACGGUGGACGAGCUGAACUAUUACUUCGGAGUUUCCGAUCCAGCGGACGCACCUGAGUACGAGGUGGUCAUGUUAUCCGAUCCCGCAAACCGACCAGAUUGCACAUUUUUUGCUUUUGGCAGAUCAGUGCAGUUGUUCUUGGAACCCAACGACCGUUUAAUCAGCGAAGAUUUCGUGUGGCAAAUACGAGACGAUUCAGAGUCGGUGACAUAUGAGGAAAAGUCACCAAGACGAUGUCAUUAUAUGCAUCGGAUAAGUCGUACCGAGGACGGUGGCGUGACUGCAGCGUUUACUUACUGUCCGGGGAGCUCCAAAAAUGGUAUUGUCUUCCUGCCGGACGUCACGUACGAACUGCAGUCCGUAAAUGCCGGGCUUUGUCGGUAUCGGUGUGACGACGAUGGUAGAAAUGCGUUCAUUUUGAAACGAGCGCCGACGAUAAAUCAUACGUGGACCGAUGGAUUCAACGUAUUGCGAAGAACCGGCGAAAACUAUGCUUUCAUGUCACCAGACCUUUUUGUAGAGAAUACAAAAUACGACGAGGAUGGAACGGCGGCGGCGGCGGCGGUGGCGGCAGCGGCUAUGCCCGUAUUGGAGACGGCGCUCUAUUUUGACGAAGCGGCGUACAAAACGUUUUCGGAGUACUUUAAACACGACGACGAACACCUCGCCGACAUGAUUCUCGCUUACGUCAACGCCGUUCAAGUACUAUACCAUCACCCAAGCUUGGGACAAAAAAUUGAAAUCGUCUUGGUCAAACUAGAAAUGUUCAAAAAACAGCCGGAUGACUUGCCGCAUUACAACGGCGAGAGAAGUUCGUUAUUGGAUUCGUUUUGCGCCUUCAACAAGAAAUAUCGAAAACAAGAACAAUGGGAUAUUGGACUCUAUAUUUCGGGAUUAGAUUUUUACGCGACGGAAAACGGACACUGGAGUGGGUCCACCAUGGGUUUGGCGACCGUGGGCGGUGUCUGUUCGGAGAAGUAUUCGUGCAUUAUCGCCGAGUUCGGUUCUACAGACGCGCUUGGAAAACCGUACCCGUCGGCGGGCUUUACAUCCGUAUACAUACUGGCGCAUGAAAUAGGUCACAGUUUAGGUAUGCAUCAUGAUGGCAAUACGAACAAUUGUCCGAAAGAAGGGUUCAUAAUGUCACCAUCGAGAGGGAUUACCGGAGAAUUGUUAUGGUCAGAAUGCAGUGCUAGUGUUGCAGCAAAUCUCAACAAUCUCGAAUGUCUUUUCAAGCAGUCCAGUAGUCGGCAUUCGACCACGGCCCAAAAGUUGGAUCACAACAAAUUCGCUGACAAGCCUGGCCAAGCGUGGAACGCAAAAAAACAAUGUGAACUACUGUUAUUGGACAACGACGCCCGGGUAAUGAGCACCGAAACGAAUUUGGACUCGUCGCGACAGCAGCCAGAAGAUAUAUGUGAAAAUUUACAAUGCGAAACGCCAAACCGACCUGGAUAUUAUUUUGCCGGGCCAGCGUUGGAAGGGACCACGUGCGGACCCAGCUCGUGGUGCGAGGCGGGAAAAUGCGUUAAAGGCAAACCAAAAAAACCCAAAAAGAUCAUAAAAGGUGGAUGGAGUCAGUGGAAGGUGCACGAGUGUACGUCGGGGUGUAUACAUAAGUCAAAAGGUUUCAGGUCCAGGACGAGGACGUGCAACAAUCCGAAACCGAUAAACACGGAAGAGGGAUGUGAGGGGCCUAGACAUGAAGCCGUUCUCUGCAAAGAUGACAAGACGUGCCAGAAGUCCAAAAAGACGACUGCCGCGGAAUACGCGACGGCCAAGUGCAAGGAAUUGGCCUCCAUACUGCCGGCGUUGGACAGAGAGUACUCGGGUCUGCAGGCGCCUCACGAAGACGCCCGCCCGUGGAUGGGAUGUUCGGUGUUCUGCAGGCGGAAGGACACUGGAUCGUUCUACACGCCCAGGUUGGACGUGUCAAACUUACCGGUCGAUCCGUAUUUCCCUGACGGAACUUGGUGCCACUCCGCAGACAAUGAUAACUAUUACUGCCUGAAUCACGUCUGCACGCCCGAGGACGACUUAAAACGGUCGGGCAAAAGUUCGGCCGAUUCGGGCAGCGACUUCCCACUGAUCAGCCAGAACGCCCGGCCACCGGGGCCGUACGUCGUACCGGAAGUCCUGUUGCGUUACUUGAGCGUUGGCGCCGACGGCACGCCGUUGCUGACAACAAUCACGCCGGACAUGGUCGACCGGACCGAUUACGGGGACUGGUCGAGCGACGACUACGUGGACAUGCCCGACAAACCUUUGCAGAAGCGCGUGCAGUAUGCCGUCAACAUGCGAUGAGGCCGUGACCAUGUCAACAUCGCGGGCGUUCAGUUUCAAAGGCAUUCGUAUAAUACCGAUCAGCAGCCGUAUACGCAGUACAAUAAUAAUGAUAAUAGUUAUUAAUAAUAAUAAUAACAAUGAUAAUAAUGAUAGUGAUAAUUAUUAAUAAUAAUAAUAAUGUUUGAUAUGGAUUGACGUUUUUGAAAAUCUCGUCCACAACUUACACCAUAACUAUAGUUAUACACAAUAUAUAUAGUGAUCCGUACAAUAUUAUAUAGUAUUUAACCAGUUACAUAACUAUUAGGUACUUAUGCAUAAUAUACUUACUUAAUAUUAUAUUAAAAUUAUACCUACUGCGAUUUAAUUUCGGUUGGCUUUUGGGAUUUUGAAAAACUAUUAAGAUGAAAAAUAAAUUUUAUUUCGUAAAUUGACAACAAUAAUAUACUGAGUUAAAAAUUCUUCAAAUCGUUUUUUAAAAUCACAAAAUUUGUCUGAGAAAAAUCGGCGUGGCUAAAAAUUAAAUAUAUCACUUUGUACGUAUCACGUGAUUUUUUUGUCAUAGUAUGACUUCAUUCAAUCGAUAUUUUUUAACGUUAUGUCGAGUCAUUUGAGUGUCACGUGGUUUUAUAUAAAUUAUUUUUUAUUUGGGUAAUGUAUACGUUACAAUGUUGUAUAACUAUAGUAACCAAAUUUUGAAAAAAUGUAUCACUGCUAUAUCAGCGGGCAGCGGUACCUUUUGAUGGGACGUCUGCGAGAGGAUUUUACAUAUUAUUGUUAUAUUGUAACGAAAACAUUUUGUAUCUUUUAAUAAUAUUUUACGUCUGUUUAUCGUAAACGGACUACGAUGAUAUGUACAAGUGCAACUAUACCUACCCAAUUAUAAUAAUAUAUUGUCUCUUUUCUCAAU
Metopolophium dirhodum (rose-grain aphid) is the source of this 3985-nucleotide messenger RNA. Its product is annotated as A disintegrin and metalloproteinase with thrombospondin motifs adt-2-like. Gene Ontology annotation, cellular component: extracellular matrix. Lineage: Eukaryota; Metazoa; Arthropoda; Insecta; Hemiptera; Aphididae. The record is from RefSeq and is a predicted model, not a curated record. The transcript is spliced from 19 exons. Gene Ontology annotation, molecular function: metalloendopeptidase activity. The coding region runs from base 676 to 3096 and encodes 806 amino acids. Gene Ontology annotation, biological process: proteolysis; extracellular matrix organization.